Molecule: messenger RNA, 1328 nt
Organism: Daucus carota subsp. sativus
Lineage: Eukaryota; Viridiplantae; Streptophyta; Magnoliopsida; Apiales; Apiaceae
Exons: 5
Coding region: 164-1201 (345 amino acids)
Biological process (GO): protein peptidyl-prolyl isomerization
Molecular function (GO): peptidyl-prolyl cis-trans isomerase activity
Source: RefSeq, a predicted model, not a curated record
AUAACCAUUUAAUAAUAUUAAUAUUCAUUUUCAUUAGUCUUGUUUUUGUAUUUUUCUCAAAAAUUUCACAUUUUAGUUUGGUGCUCCGGUCAACCAAACAGAGUCUUCAAUCCAUAUUAUCCGAAUCUGUAUCUGGGUUUUGAUCUUCGUUUGUUGAUCUCAAAUGGGUCGGAGACCAAACGACUCCGAGCCCAGUAGAUGGGUCACAAUGGUGCUUUUGCUCAUGGGUCUUGUUUCUUGUUCUUUGGUUUACAUGUUUAUGUCUGUGGCUUUUAGACCCACCAGUGUUGAUCAAAGAUUGGAUCUUGAGAGUGUGGUUAAGGAAGAGGGUGAAUUGGGUGAAGAGAGUGCGGGUGGGUGUUGUAGAGGGAUUGAAAAUUUGGAGCUUUGGGGGUCUGCUGUGAAAUGGGGGACUGAUUUUAAGUUUAAUACUUCAGAGGAGUGUUGUCAGGCUUGUAAGAAGCUGUGUACUGGGAAUGAUGGGCCUUGCUUGUGUGAUUCUUGGGUGUUUUGUGGGAAUCAGGAGGCUUGCGGGCCUAAAUUUGGCGAGUGCUGGUUGAAGAAACAAAAGGAUACUUUGGCCCCCGAGCGACAGGAAGUAGGAGAGUCAGUCAGCUGGACGUCUGGCCUUGUUUUCGGCAAAGGAGAGGGAAUUGUUGCGUUGGAAACGGAGCUUGGAACACUUCAUAUCAAACUUCUGCCCGACUGUGCGCCACAUUCAGUAAAUUACAUUCUCCAGCUAUUGGAGUUGCGCCACUGUGCUGGAUGUCGUUUUUACCGUGCAGAAAGUCGAGGGGAGUCUUGGGAUUCAGAAGGGAACCACAUAAAAGACGCAUCUUUAGGUCCCCCAUUUGCACUUGUCCAAGGAGUUAUCGAACCUCAAGGAGUCAUAUUUAACAAAAUUCCCAGGGAAGACUGUCCAACAAUUAAAAGAGGUUCAGUUGCAUGGGUUGGUUCAGGUCCAGAAUUCUUUAUAAGCCUAGCCAACCACGAAGAAUGGAGAAAGACAUACACUGUUUUUGGCACCGUACUUCCUGAAGACAUGGCAAUUGCAGAGAAAAUCUCAGAGCUUCCAACAGAAGCAGAUGUGUGGAACAACAUCAACGUGUCAGUCUUGGAAAAACCUUUACCCCUAAUGUUAAAAAGAAUUAAAACAAAUAGCGGAGAUCUAAAUUUAAAUCAGAAAGCAAGAAGCAAGUGAAUUGGUUUGUGCUCCUGCUUUACACUGAGGGUUGUAGUUGGAUUCAAAGUAAAUGUAGAAAGUCUUCCUAAUUAAAGUUACACAGUUUACUGUCCCAGUUUUUCAACGGUGCGAGUUUUUCUUUCUA